AUGAGCGCGCAAAGUGAUCUGCAAGUCGCAGACUCGUCUGACACCGAUGCCGGAAAUGAACAACCAAGGAACGAAGCUCAGCGGCGCAGCUUCGGUGACUGGCUCCGUGAUGAUGUCAACAUCCGCUAUACCGAUAUCCCAGUCCUCGCUUGCUGUCUGGUGUCCGGCUUGUGCGACAGUGUAGCAGUGAACGCAGCUGGUGUCUUCGUCAGUAUGCAAACAGGAAACACCAUCUUCAUGGCUCUUGGCGCCUCGAAGCUUCCGGCUGGCGAGCCACUCCUCUGGCUCAAGUCCCUCAGCUCCAUCGCCGCGUUCUGGCUUGGGUGCUUCUUCUUCUCCAAGUCGAGACACAUCCAUCCCAAGCGCAGAAGCACUCUCGCCCUGUCGUUCCUUCUCCAGUCGGCUCUCGUCUUCCUUGCCUCCGCCUUUGCUCAGACACGUCUCAUCGCCGACUUUGGGAAAGCCUCGGUGCAAGGCUCCGACUCGAAUCACGAAUUCAAGACCUCUGAAAACCCUCUUGUGAUGGUCCCCCUUGCGCUUCUGGCCUUCCAGUUUGGCGGACAGAUUGUGACGAGUAGGAUUUUAGGAUUCAACGAAGUUCCUACCAACGUCCUGACCAGCGUCUACUGCGAUCUCCUCUCCGACCCAAAGCUCUUUGCACCCCUAAAGGAGAACCCCAAGAGGAACAGGAGGUUCUUGGCCGUCGUUUUGCUUGUUCUUGGAGGUAUUAUUGGUGGCUGGCUGCAGAGAAGUCGGGCUGGCAUGCCUGGAGCUCUUUGGAUCUCUGGAGGAGUUAAGUUCAUCAUUGCCGUCGCCUGGAUGGGCUGGGCCAGCAAUGAGCCGGCUGAGAGCAAGCUGGAGAAGGGCGUUAAGUCAUAA
Molecule: messenger RNA, 879 nt
Organism: Colletotrichum tamarilloi
Lineage: Eukaryota; Fungi; Ascomycota; Sordariomycetes; Glomerellales; Glomerellaceae
Exons: 2
Coding region: 1-879 (292 amino acids)
Source: RefSeq, a predicted model, not a curated record